Messenger RNA from Nestor notabilis (Kea), 1005 nucleotides. RefSeq names its product translocation associated membrane protein 2 (gene TRAM2). NCBI's taxonomy places the organism in Eukaryota, Metazoa, Chordata, Aves, Psittaciformes, Psittacidae. Gene Ontology annotation, biological process: SRP-dependent cotranslational protein targeting to membrane, translocation; protein insertion into ER membrane. The record is from RefSeq and is a predicted model, not a curated record. Gene Ontology annotation, cellular component: endoplasmic reticulum membrane. The transcript has 10 exons. The annotation marks the transcript as partial.
GUGACAGCCAAGACUGCCUUCCUGUUUAUCUUACCUCAGUACAAUGUUAGCGUGCCUACAGCAGAUGGGGAGCUCAUCCAGUAUCACUAUGGGCUGAAGGAUGUGGUCACCAUCCUCUUCUACUUCUUCAUUGCCAUCAUCCUGCAUGCGGUGGUGCAGGAGUACAUCCUGGACAAAAUCAACAGGCGUCUCCAUCUCUCCAAGAUUAAACACAGCAAGUUCAAUGAAUCAGGACAGAUGGUUGCCUUCCACCUCACCUCUGUGAUUUGGUGCUUGUACGUCGUGGUAACGGAAGGAUACAUAUCAAACCCCCGGAGCUUGUGGGAAAACUACCCGCAUGUUUAUCUUCCGUUCCAGGUGAAGUUCUUCUACCUGUGUCAGCUGGCGUAUUGGCUGCAUGCCCUGCCAGAACUCUACUUCCAAAAAGUCCGCAAGGAGGAGAUCCCCCGCCAGCUGCGGUGCAUCACGCUCUACUUGGUGCACAUCGCCGGCGCGUACCUCUUCAACUUAACCCGCUUGGGGCUGAUCCUGUUGCUGUUGCAGUAUUUAGCCGAAUUGUUCCUCCAUGUGUCCCGGCUGAUCUACUUCACAGAUGAGAGCAACGAGAAGGUGUUUAACUACUGGGCUGUCGUGUUUGUGGUCACCAAGCUCUUCACCCUCACCUUGUACAUCCUGGUCAUUGGCUUCGGGCUGCCACGGGUGGAGAACCAGGCCCUUGACCCCGAGAAAGGGAACUUAUUCAGCUUUCUCUUCAACAAUAUCCUUUUCAGAAUGAGUGUGCUGCUGUUGGUGUGCCUCUUCCAGGCCUCAGUGAUGUGGCGCUUCAUCCACUUCCAGCUGCGGCGCUGGAGGGUGUACUGGAACGAGCAGAGCAGUCGGAAGCGAGCCACUGGCACCAACAGGCAAACCAGGCCAUUCAGGAGGGACUGGGGUUACUAUGAAAAUGGAGUGGUGAAAGUGGAGAAUGGCAUCUCACCACGAACCAGGAAGGUGAAGUUUCCAUAG